CCGCGCCUCCCGCAGCCAACAUGGCGGCUCUACGUGUGUCCUGCGGCGCAGCUGCUUCAUACGGGCUCUUUCUUGGGGGUAGGGUUACCUUUGCUCGGGGACAGGGCCUCUGGAAAGCCGCGGCUGCUAAACUGCAGAGAAGUCCCGGAUGCCAGAUAUUAAGGUUAAGACACACCACAGUUGUAACAACAAGGAAAAAUGUUGCAGUCUUAAGACGUGAAACUUACACAGUGGAUUUUAUUAAAAAGCAGAUUGAAGAAUUCAACAUAGGAAAGAGACACUUAGCCAACAUGAUGGGAGAAGAUCCAGAAACUUUUACCCAAGAGGAUAUUGAUAGAGCGAUUGCUUACCUUUUUCCCAGUGGUUUGUUUGAGAAGCGAGCCCGGCCAGUAAUGAAGCAUCCUGAAGAGAUUUUUCCUAAACAAAGAGCAAUCCAGUGGGGAGAAGAUGGCCGCCCAUUUCAUUUUCUCUUUUAUACUGGCAAACAGUCAUAUUAUUCAUUAAUGCAUGAAGCAUACGGAAAGCUACUAGAUGUAGAAAACCGUCAAGACCAGCUGCGAGCCAAAGGUCUGUUUUCAGAAAAAACUAAAGCCAAAGACCCGAUUGGCAGCAGAUGGCUGAUUAAGGAGGAACUGGAAGAAAUGCUAGUGGAAAAACUGUCAGAUCAAGAUUACGCACAGUUCAUUCGGCUGCUGGAAAGGUUAUCGGCGUUGCCGUGUGACGCGGCUGAAGAAGAAUUUGUGGGCAGGUUCCGCAGGAGUGUAACCAUUCAAUCGAAAAAACAGCUGAUUGAGCCUUUGCAGUAUGACGAGAAGGGUAUGGCCUUCAGCACAGGCCAAGGUAACAGAAAGACUGCAAAGGCAAAAGUGACUGUUUAUGACCACGGAAGUGGGAGGAUAGAAGUAAAUGGGGUCGACUACCUGCUCUACUUUCCGGUGACUCAGGACAGAGAACAGCUGAUGUUCCCUUUCCACUUCCUCGACCGGCUUGGAGAACACGACGUGACCUGCACGGUGUCGGGGGGCGGGCGGGCGGCGCAGGCGGGGGCCAUCCGCUUGGCGACGGCGAGAGCCUUGUGCAGCUUUGUCACCGAGGACGAGGUCGAGUGGAUGCGCCAAGCGGGACUGCUUACUGCCGAUCCCCGUGUCAGAGAGCGGAAGAAGCCGGGCCAGGAGGGAGCCCGCAGGAAGUUCACCUGGAAGAAGCGCUGAGUGUCUGGGCAGGAAAGGAGGGGGCGCUGUGCACCUGGCACGCGGCGGACGCGCAGGAGGCAGGCGCCGGCUGGGUGAAGCAGCACCGUCACACGUUGGAGUUGGGAGCUGAUUUAUGCUAAAUGCAAUGUCGUAAAGGUUACCUUCUCAAAAUCAUUAUUUAAAACUGUUUAGCUUUGUUCUGCUGCUUUACUUUUAAAACUUUUUCAGAAGAGAGCUUUAGAAGCAUAACUCAGAAUCUUGGCACAUUCGACCUGAAAGGAGCAUUCAGCAAAAUCCAAUCAAGAGACCGCCUUUUGCGGACGGAAAGGCCCAGCCCCACACAUCUGACCCAGCAGAGCCGCACUGCUAACUUAAUGACAGGACGGACUUGGACUCACUCGUUUUCCCAGAGAGCAGUUGUUACAACAUAUCUUUCAAAACUGAGGGAUGAGAGUCCUUGUUGAGAAGAGUGAAGCCCAUGGAGCGUCUUUGCCAGGAGCCCAGCUGAGCCUCUGCGGAGGACAACAGGCCAGUCCCCCCCUCCAAGCCCCCGGCAACCACCAUUCCACUCUCUGUUUCUGAGUGUGACUUUUUUUUUUUUUUUUUUAAAGAUUCUACGUAUAAGUGAUACCACGCCUGAGUUUGCCUUUCUCUUUCUGGCUUAUUUCACUUAGCAUAGUACCUUCCAAGCUGGGUACAGACUUGCGGUUACAGUAUGAAUUAGUUCUGAGGAUCUGGCUUUAGUGUGUCUGUGAAACCUUGAAGCAGUUCCAGGGUUCUAUACAUGCGUCACUUUUCCUGGGCUGCGUAGUUCCAUUGCUCUCACAAGAUGCCCAGAGGGGUCCCUCCCUAUGAUACUGAGAACCACGGGCAUGAGGAGGGUUUGGGGGGGGGGUUAAGGACAAUAAGUCCACCCUUUGUGUGCAGCCCUAGAUCCAGCAGGUGAAGCAGACACCAUGGUGAGAUCUUGGGCCUGACCUGGUGGGAGCAGGGGUCAAGGGUAUUGGUCAUAAUCUUUGUCUGGCUAGGAGGAGGGUUACAUGAGUGUCCACUUUACUGUACCUUUCAAAUGUGAUACGUGUGAUUUUUAUUAUGAACCAUUUUACGAUAAAAGUGAAUGAAAGAC
This is a messenger RNA of Aethalodelphis obliquidens (Pacific white-sided dolphin), 2319 nucleotides long. RefSeq names its product mitochondrial ribosomal protein S9 (gene MRPS9). Gene Ontology annotation, biological process: translation. The transcript is spliced from 11 exons. Gene Ontology annotation, molecular function: RNA binding; structural constituent of ribosome. Bases 21 to 1211 code for a protein of 396 amino acids. NCBI's taxonomy places the organism in Eukaryota, Metazoa, Chordata, Mammalia, Artiodactyla, Delphinidae. Gene Ontology annotation, cellular component: mitochondrial small ribosomal subunit; ribosome. The record is from RefSeq and is a predicted model, not a curated record.